AUGGAAAACCAUAACAAGUUAGCUCCAAGCAAAAGCACAGUAUAUAUCUCGAAUAUUCCUUUCUCACUUACCAAUUGUGAUUUACACAAGAUGCUCGAGCCUUACGGACAGAUUGCAAGAGUCACUGUGUUGAAAGAUAAAGUAACUCGUAAGAGCAAAGGCGUCGCCUUCGUUCUCUUCUUGAGCAUCAACGAUGCCCAGCAAUGCGCUCGCAAACUAAAUGGCUCCGAGGUACGAGAUUUUUAUAUCUGGCGACAGUUUUCGCCCAAUUGUAGUAAAAUACUUGGCCGGACGAUAAAGGCGUCAAUUGCUGUGGACAACGGCAGAGCUGCAGAAUUUAUCAGGCACCGAGAAUACCCCGAUAAAUCUCGUUGUUAUGAGUGUGGGAAAAAUGGCCACUUAAGCUAUGUCUGUCCAAAUAACGUCUUUGGUCCGCGGCCACGCCCCAAAGAAAAGAAGAAAACGCCGAAAUCUCGCGGACAACAAUCCAAAGCAACUAACUGCCCACGACGAGAGCCCGGCAGUCCCGAGGACGAUGAGGGGAGUAGCGUGGACCACCUCGACACGUGGAGUGACGUGGUGCGGUGCCACGCGUCUCCCCCCGUGCACUCCGCCUCAAUCCGGUCGCCUCCUAGAAAGUGUCCGAGGAUUCGACGCGACUCUUACUUCUCGGACGAGGAAACCUUUGAAGACGACUCUUGCUCCCUUUCGAACCGAACCUCUUUGCAGAGAAAAAAAAGCACCACUGUAUUCUGUGGUCUGCAGUGGAUUAGUACUCUCUUGGGUCUCUACCAUAUGAAAAAAAUUGAGGAGAAAGAUGUGCUAUUGGCAACAGACGCGUAG
Molecule: messenger RNA, 843 nt
Organism: Mesocestoides corti
Lineage: Eukaryota; Metazoa; Platyhelminthes; Cestoda; Cyclophyllidea; Mesocestoididae
Source: the annotation of a GenBank genome assembly